Klebsormidium nitens is the source of this 1121-nucleotide messenger RNA. Lineage: Eukaryota; Viridiplantae; Streptophyta; Klebsormidiophyceae; Klebsormidiales; Klebsormidiaceae. The record is from the annotation of a GenBank genome assembly.
CUACACUGACAGUGACACUGUCAACAGUUGCAAGCGCAUUUGAUGUCAAUUUAAUAAGCUAAUCUGGGGCGCUUUUGGCUAUUAGUAUUGACAUCAAUCAACUGAGAUUGUUAAAACCCUAUACGCACCCUGCAAUCGACGCAGCUGGUUGAGCACUUCAAGAAACUCUCACCGACUUUGAUUCACUAUCCGCAGCUCUCGGUGCAUUCUCGCAGUGAGACGAGCUUUGCGGUGGAUUCAAUGAUGGCUCUGCAACGAAGUGGCGGGCCAGCUCACGCCCCGCAAGAAGCAUAUGCCGUCCUAUUCUGCCCCCAAUGCGGGAGCUUGUUAGAUCUUCCAGAGUCAAAGUCUGCAGCUUCUUGCCCCCUUUGUAACUUUCACAGGAGUGUGGAAGAUAUGGAGAGUAUAGAGGUGGUAGUUCGGAGCACCCCGGAGGAUUUCAGGCGGCGAUACGGAAUUGAACCUCUAGUGAAGGCGACGCAUGGGAAUCUAGGAAGUGAAACCCCAUCAAAAGAUGGGAGGGACAGGCAAAGAGCAACGGUCGACGAAGAUUGUCCAAGUUGUGGCCAUCGAGAGCUCGAGUACUACACGCUACAGCUUCGAUCGGCGGACGAGGGGCAGACCGUAUUUUACGAAUGUACAAAGUGUCAUCAUAAGUUUGCCCAAAACACAUAGAAGCUGCGUAUAAAACUGACAUCCAAUCAGAUACAAUAAGGAUCAAACGAAGGGGAGAUUUUGUGCAUCACAUUCAGAAGGGGUACUCGAUCACUCGACUCAAAGAGCAGGGUCGACGCCAAAACGCCUGAGGUUGUAACGAGGGAACGUUGAGUCGGUGACACGACCAAGAUCUGAGGUGCUCUUAACCGAUGAUAUUUGAAAAGUUACUCGUAAGAUUUAAAGUAAGCAAGUUGAGAAUGUUCGUGGUCGCUGCUUCUAGAUUUUGUAACCGUUUGUCAGUCUUUUUGUUCCGACUUGGGACUCGGCGAGUUCAAAUCAAUUGUGCUAUACACGAAAAGUAAAUCUUCCGGCAACCUUCAGGUUGCAUCGUAGUUAAUUCAAGAUAUCAAAAGUUGCUUCGAUGAUCCUUGAAAACAAUAUCUUUGUUGAGUCAUGCAUACGGU